Molecule: messenger RNA, 807 nt
Organism: Cylicocyclus nassatus
Lineage: Eukaryota; Metazoa; Nematoda; Chromadorea; Rhabditida; Strongylidae
Source: the annotation of a GenBank genome assembly
AUGAGCAACGUAGUCGUCAUCGGCUCGGCGGCCACCCUCGCCUUCGUGGUCGCCUCCUUGGUGACCAUGAUGUCCCUUCUUCGGGAUAUCAACGACCUACAAAUGGAGGUCAAAGUUGGCAUGGACGAAUUCAAGGUAAUCUCUGACGACACCUGGAAUCGCAUUCUCUACAAACAUCUCAAUCCUGGAGGUGUAUCGGAUGCACCACCGACAUUUGCAACACUUUAUGGACGCCGUUCGCGCAGAGCAAAUGGUUUCCCAGAUCAGUGUAACUGUGGGGAGAAAUCCAGGGACUGCCCACCUGGACCUCCUGGACCGCAAGGACCUAAGGGAGAACCUGGACCGCCAGGAAAAGAUGGCGAAGAUGGAAGACCUGGCGCACCUGGCCUAGCUCUGGCUGUCACUCAUGACAUCCCAGGCGGUUGCAUCAAAUGUCCGGCAGGUCCUCCCGGACCUCGUGGUGAGGCUGGAGAUCCAGGACCGGCUGGACCACCUGGACCAUUCGGAAUGCGUGGUCCACCAGGAAACAUGGGACCGGUUGGAGAACCAGGUGAAGCUGGAGAGGCAGGACCUCCGGGUAUGGCUGGACGUCCAGGUCCACCGGGACCUCCUGGAGAACCAGGAACUCAGUACAGCCCCGGAAUGCCAGGCAUGCGUGGUCCACCAGGGCCUCCUGGACCACCUGGAGAAGCUGGUCCUCCUGGACCCGACGGAAAGAAUGGAGAACCAGGACCUCCUGGUCGCCCAGGUCGCAACGGAAAAGAUGGAAAUCGUGGACGCAACGGACAACCUGGACCGGUAAGUUAA